AUGUCAAAUCCUAAUACUACCACUACCCCUCUGCGAUCUUCACCGACGGAUAAUCGAACUUCAGUCGAUUCGUUAGAUUUUGAUCUUCCUCAUGAUAAUACCAACAUCAACAACACCAACAAUAAUGCCAGUAAUGGUAAUAGCAUCAUAGGUAAACUUAGAUUUAUCUUUGUAGAUACUAUCUAUACCAGUUAUAUCGCACCAAACGUGGGUAUAUCUUUACUUAUCUUAUCUCAAUUUUUCAACUCCAUUAUGGUAACCACUUGUAAAUUAUUGGUCACCGAUAAAGAUUUCAAUGUUCCUAUCCAUCCUUUGCAGAUCUUAUUAGUAAGAAUGUUCAUCACUUAUAUCUGUUGUUUGUUAUAUAUGUACAUUACCAAAUCAGUUCCUGAUGCUCCAUUUGGUCCAAGAAAUUUAAGAAAAUUAUUAGCUCUUAGAGGAUUUGUUGGAUUCUUCGGAGUGUUUGGACUUUAUUUCUCAUUACAAUAUUUAUCAUUAAGUGAUGCAGUUGCCAUCACAUUCUUAAUUCCAAUGGUUACUGCAUUCUUAGCAUGGGCAAUGUUACAUGAAAAAUAUUCACUUUUAGAAGCUAUAUGUUCAAUAGUUUCAUUAGGCGGAGUUAUUUUAAUUGCUAAACCACAUUUCAUCUUUGGAAGUGAAUCAGAUACAGAAACUUCUAUCGAUGAAUCGAUUGAAUCAUCAUCAACAGAAAAAAGAUUAUUAGCUACUGCAGUUGGUUUAAUCGGUGUUUGUGGUGCCUCUUCCGUAUACAUUGUUCUUAGAAAAAUUGGUAAGCAAGCUCAUCCAUUAUUAUCAGUAAGUUAUUUCGCAUUAACUUGUUGUAUCAUUUCAUUUGUUGCUAUUUUAAUCAUUCCAGGUUUACAAUUUGUAUUACCUUCUAAUGGUUAUCAAUGGCUUUUAUUCUGUUUGAUUGGAUUUUCGGGUUUCUUUAUGCAAUUCUCUUUAACUGCUGGUGUUCAAAGAGUUAAAGCUGCUAAGGCUUCUUUAAUGAGUUAUACAAAUAUGUGUUUCGCAUUAAUUUGGGAUUUAACCAUUUGGGGUCAUUUACCCGGUGUAUUAAGUUUAUUGGGUAUAAUAUUAAUCAUUACCAAUGCUUUUAUCAUCAUUAGAUAUAAACCAGAUGAUAAAGAUGAUCAUUCAGAAGCUAAACAUAACAAUAAUGAUCUUGAAUCAGGUAAAUACCAAAAUCUUGAUAGCUCAGAAUCAAUCUCACUUCAAGAAUUCAUCAUCACUGAUGAUGAUGAUUAUGAAGGUAAAAUCAAUGAUAAUGAAGACUUAUCAAAAACCUCAUAA
Molecule: messenger RNA, 1314 nt
Organism: Scheffersomyces coipomensis
Lineage: Eukaryota; Fungi; Ascomycota; Pichiomycetes; Serinales; Debaryomycetaceae
Exons: 1
Coding region: 1-1314 (437 amino acids)
Cellular component (GO): membrane
Source: RefSeq, a predicted model, not a curated record